Monoraphidium neglectum is the source of this 1023-nucleotide messenger RNA. RefSeq names its product 4-deoxy-L-threo-5-hexosulose-uronateketol-isomerase. The transcript has 4 exons. The record is from RefSeq and is a predicted model, not a curated record. NCBI's taxonomy places the organism in Eukaryota, Viridiplantae, Chlorophyta, Chlorophyceae, Sphaeropleales, Selenastraceae. The coding region runs from base 1 to 1023 and encodes 340 amino acids. Gene Ontology annotation, molecular function: 4-deoxy-L-threo-5-hexosulose-uronate ketol-isomerase activity; metal ion binding. Gene Ontology annotation, biological process: D-galacturonate catabolic process; D-glucuronate catabolic process; pectin catabolic process.
AUGGCAAGCCGCCAUUCUAUCGCCGUAGUAUUGCUUGCGUUGCUUGCUGCGCACACCGUGGACGCUGCCGCGCGCCUCGUCCCCAGCGCUGCCGCCGCUGUCGCCGCGGAGUUGCCCGCCGCCACACCCGCCCCCGCCGCCGCGGCGGCCGCCGCCGCACCCGCGGCGCCCGCGAUCGAGGUCCGCCACUCGGUGCACCCCGAGGCGCUCCCCAGCAUGGGCAGCAAGGAGCUCCGCCGCCACUUCCUCGUGGACCGCCUCUUCGCGCCCGGGGAGGUCGCGCUGACAUACACACACGAAGACCGCAUGAUCGUCGGCGGCGCCACGCCGCUGCCCGGCGCCCCCCUGGCGCUCCCCAGCGACCGCGCCAUCGCCAAGUCCAUCGGCCGCCCCACCUUCCUCGCGUCCCGCGAGCUCGCGGCGAUCAACGUCGGCGGCCCCGGCCGCGUCGUCGCCGACGGCGCCGCAUUCGACCUCGCGCCGCUCGACGCGCUGUACGUCCCGAUGGGAACUUCCGCCGUGAAGUUUGAGAGCGCUGACAAGGACCGGCCCGCGAAGUUCUACCUGCUCUCCUGCCCGGCGCACAAGCAGCACGCGGCGGCGAAGAUAUCUCCGAGGAACGCGACCAAGGUCGUGACUGCCGGCGCGGGGGAUACGGCCAACAACCGCACGCUGUAUCACCUCGUGGCCCCUGGCGGCAUCGACUCAGACCAGAUCACCUUCGGCGUCACCUUCCUCGCCGAUGGUAGCGUCUGGAACACGAUGCCGGCCCACCUGCACGACCGCCGCAGCGAGAUCUACAUGUACUUCAACAUGGCGCCCGACACCCGCGUGGUGCACCUGAUGGGCGAGCCCGAUGAGACCCGCCACAUCUUGGUGGCGAACGAGCAGGCGGUGGUGUCCCCCUCCUGGUCCAUCCACUCUGGCGCCGGCACCGCCGCGUACUCGUUUGUGUGGGCGAUGUGUGGCGAGAACCGUCUCAUGCCCGACAUUGAGCCCGUGGCAAUGGCCACCCUGCAGUAG